This is a messenger RNA of Vigna angularis (adzuki bean), 1445 nucleotides long. Its product is annotated as plasmodesmata-located protein 6. The transcript has 3 exons. The coding region runs from base 203 to 1048 and encodes 281 amino acids. Gene Ontology annotation, cellular component: plasmodesma. The record is from RefSeq and is a predicted model, not a curated record. Lineage: Eukaryota; Viridiplantae; Streptophyta; Magnoliopsida; Fabales; Fabaceae.
AGUUAGUAAGUUAAAGCACAUAACAGAGUCUACUUUUCCUGCUUUUGUUUCCACAACCAUAAAUAGCUUCUUCUUGCAUCAACUUGGUGACUUCCUUACGUAAAUUCUAUCGGAAGCAACCUUCACCGUAACAAUAACAACACUCUCCCCAAAACACAACACCACGCUUCGCUUCCACGCACGCACCGUGCCAAACCCAACCAUGCAUCGUCUCCUUCUCCUCUUCAUCUUCUCCGUCCUCGCAACCCCCUCUUCCUCCGCCAUCGACACCUUCGUCUUCGGCGGUUGCUCCCAGCCCAAGUACACGCCGGGUUCGCCCUACGAGAGCACCGUCAACUCGCUCCUCACCUCGCUCAUCAACUCGGCCUCCUUCGCCAACUAUAACAACUUCACCCUUGCCGCCGCCUCCUCCGACACCGUCUACGGCCUCUUCCAGUGCCGCGGCGACCUCAACAACGACCAGUGUUCGCGCUGCGUGGCGCGUGCGGUCACUCAGCUCGGCACGCUCUGCUUCGCCUCAUGCGGCGGCGCGUUGCAGCUCGAGGGCUGUUUCGUGAAGUACGACAAUGCGACGUUUGUCGGGGUGGAGGACAAGACGGUGGUGACCAAGAAAUGUGGGCCGUCCGUUGGGUUGACCUCGGACGCGUUGACUCGGAGGGACGCUGUGCUGGCGUAUUUGCAGACGCCCGAUGGGACUUACAAGACCUUCAGGACAAGCUCGUAUGGGGAUUUUCAGGGUGUGGCACAGUGCACCGGUGACUUGAGUCCCACCGAGUGCCAGGAUUGUCUCUCCGCUGCCAUCCAACGGCUCAAGACCGACUGUGGGCCCUCCCCCUGGGCAGAGAUGUACCUCGCCAAAUGCUACGCGCGCUACUCCCAGGGUGGCUCUCACUCGCGCCCUAAUAAUAACGAUGACAGCAAUCACAAUGAUGAUGAGAUCGAGAAGACACUCGCCAUACUGAUUGGACUCAUUGCCGGUGUUGCUCUGAUCAUCGUUUUCCUUUCCUUCUUGUCCAAAGUGUGCGAAAAGCAGAAAGGUGGUAAAUAAACAACAUAAUAUGUGCACAGUUCUGGGAUUGAACUUUUGCCCUUGCUUUAUCUUUCGGUAGUUCUUUUGCUACUCUUAGUCCCUCGGUCUCGAAUUUCCUUUUUGUAAUCGAUCCAUCUUAUUCUUAUCUUCUAAGUUUCGUGCUUAGUUCCUUUUAUAAAGAAUACCAGUGAAGGUAUAGAUAGAAAGAUGUUACGGAAAAGUUGUUCCAUGAAACAAGUCACACAAUGGGUUGCAAUAAGGAGAAAAGGCUCAAAGAUUCCACUCUCUGUGACCAUUCGUUUUCUUGUCUAGUCUCCACCAACGUGUACAAAUACUGAACGCUUUAGUGAAAACUGCAGCAUGCAUGCUUUGUAAUAGGCUUUGAAGGGUAUAAUAAUCAGAGUUUUUUUUCUUA